Messenger RNA from Cynoglossus semilaevis (tongue sole), 1351 nucleotides. RefSeq lists its product as uncharacterized. Gene Ontology annotation, biological process: B cell receptor signaling pathway; B cell differentiation. The coding region runs from base 602 to 1249 and encodes 215 amino acids. Gene Ontology annotation, cellular component: B cell receptor complex; external side of plasma membrane. NCBI's taxonomy places the organism in Eukaryota, Metazoa, Chordata, Actinopteri, Pleuronectiformes, Cynoglossidae. The record is from RefSeq and is a predicted model, not a curated record. The transcript has 5 exons.
UGUUUCUUGUGCCAUGUUUCGAGCAGUUCAACGUCUCUCUAGCGCUACGUGCGGAUCCCGCCUUCACCAGUACGUAACAGCUGCCUCUGUUUGGACAUCUUACAGAGCAGGAACAUUGAUCAGAGAUCAGAGUCACAACCAUCUGCACGCUUGUCACGUCAGCAAUAGAUGGUCAACGAGAUGUCAAACUCUAUGAUGCAAUGAAUUGCAAAAAAAAGUGAUUUUGCUGUAGAAGCUGAUCACGACUUUCAUAUCAUUAGAAUUGGUUUCAAUAGCACCAGCUUAAGACUUAAAUUUAUAAAUACCAAAUUAUGGAAGUGAAAACUCUCAAACAAUUUCAAUGUAGCAACAUUCCCUUACAUAAAAUGUGUUUUCUAGUGAGAACAAAGUAACUCAGUCAGAGCAAUACCUUUUAUAAACAGGAAAAGAAAAAACGUGUUAUGGUUUUAACACCUUUUAGAGGAAACGUGGAAAGAAGCGUGGGAAAGAAAAAAACAUAAAACAAAUGCGCAUGCGUGCAUGUCUGUGUGUGUGUAGGGGGGGGGUCAAGUUAACAGUGAGGGUUUAAGUGAAACAAAAGAUCAGCAGCAAAACUGAAAAGAUGAAGCUUCUACUGAACAGCGUGCUGAUGGUCUCCCUCUGUGACAUCGUGUCUUGCAAGAGAUGUGAUUUCAACAUUACCCACUCCCCGGACCUUGAUGUCACUGAGGGUGAAAUGGUGAAUAUCACCUGCUGCGUUGCAGGAGCUCAGCGUCUAUCAUACUCCUGGAUAAAGCACCAGCCCAGCAACACAAAGAAAAUAAAAUAUCAAACAUUGAGCAUAAACGGCUCACGAGCCUGCUUCAAUCUGGUGUUAUCAAAUAUCAACAUAAAUGAUUCCGGAAGAUACUUCUGUAAGGUAAAGGAGGAGAUACCUUAUAUUUGCGAAGAUGCUGUAAAUGGCACAAUAAUAACAGUCACCACAAGACAGGGUAAAGGCGCAGUGUCAUAUAAAAUUUCUCUCAGUGUCAUAAUCCCCGUAGCUGUAGUGGUUCUACUGCUUCUCGUCGCUCUGUGCUGUUUCUGUUUCAUGAGGCUCAAACGAGCCCAAGCUGCCAUGGUGAUCUAUGAGGUUCCCCACUUUGACUCAGAAGAAGCAGAGAUGGAAAAACACAGCACCUCUUCCACAGGCUCAACUCAGUGGCGCCAGGUACCUCUAUAUGACUCACUGGACUACUUUGAUCAUACGCAAAACAAAGAAAGUGAAUGAACAUCUACAGCGGCUUGGUUUUCUCCUUGUUAAUUAUGUACAUUUAUUUUAUUCCCUGUAUAUCAAACUUUUUUGUUUAUGUAUAUAUAAAUACACUUUCUC